UGAGUUACUAAAGAUCAGUCGAGUCAAAUCUGAUGUUGGAGCAGGUUAUUGGGUGAAGUGUGGAGCUGAUGAGUUCUACAGACGUAAAUGAUGAUCUCUUCAGUUCUCUCGUCUCUUUUGAUGAUCUGAGAGAAUCUGUCCAUCAGCUGAGAGACAAACUGGAGGAUUUCUGCAAAGAGGAGCUCGAGAAGAUCUCAGACAGAGAAACAUUCACCAACAUUGUUCCCAGGACCAGGAACCACUUCCUACAAUAUUCCCGUCAGUUCACUCUGGAUCUGAACACAGCACAUAAACUCCUCCGUCUGUCUGAGAGCAACAGAGUGAUUACUAACACUGACACAGUCCAGUCGUAUCCUGAUCAUCCAGACAGAUUUGAUUAUUGGUAUCAGGUGUUGUGUAGAGAGAGUGUGUGUGGACGCUGUUACUGGGAGCUGGAGUGGAGUGCUGGUAGAAAUGGUUUUGUGUAUAUAUCAGUGUCAUAUAAGAGCAUCAGCAGGAAGGGAGAUGGUGAUGAGUGUAGGUUUGGAGCUAAUGAUCAGUCCUGAUGUUUGUUCUGCUCUCGCUCCAGAUACUCAUUCAGACACAAUAAGAUAAAGACUAAUCUCUCUGUGAAGUCCAUCAUCAGGAGAAUAGGAGUGUUUGUGGAUCACGGUGCAGGAACUCUGUCCUUCUACAGCGUCUCUGACACAAUGAGCCUCAUCCACACACUCCAGACCACAUUCACUCAGCCGCUCUAUCCUGGGUUUACUCUUGGUUCUGGAUCAUCAGUGAAACUGUGUUGAUGAAUCAGAAUAGAUUGGUGAGAGAUUCUUCCCAUAAAGGCCGGGACACACCAAGCCGACUUCAAAGAACUAGCGGCGAUGAAAGCCAGCGGUGUUGUCACCUCACUUCAGACCAAAAAGCAGCACUUGAACACACCGCACAGACUACAGCUGACGGCAAACUAACAUGUGCGUUCUGCGCAUGCGUGAGAGAAAUUGUCCAUAUCAGCAGCUAUCAAUAGUAUAUAUUCGUCAUUCAAAAGGAGAAACCGAAACAAAGAUAUACCAGAUAAACGCAGAUAUAUGAAACAUAAACAAAGCAGCGCUUGCUUACCAUUUUGAAUAUCAGUAAUGUUGAUCACUUUAAUAAUUUUAAGCGGCUCAUGUUGUUAUGAAAACAUUUGUGUAUUAGAAUGAUUGAGAAAGAUCACGUAACAUUUAAACAGCCUUCUGUCUGUACCGCCUUCAUUUACAUGCUUGUUUUCAUCACUUUAUCUUUAAUUCUCGUGCACUGACUCGUUUGCUUAACUGAACAUCCAAUCAGAGUUCUCACACUCGCCGACGAGUGGAACACACCAAACAAACUAGCCCGAUGCUUGGUGUGUCCCGGCCUUAAUGCUUUGAGCUGCAUGAUAAAUCAGUAACAGUGAGAUGUUAUAGAGUCUCUUCUUUUCUCUUCAUGACAUUAAUACUGCAGCUGAACUUCUGUCAGUGAAAUAACAUGAAUCAGAAUAAAUGUGUGUAAUAAAUCCU
This is a messenger RNA of Onychostoma macrolepis, 1514 nucleotides long. RefSeq names its product tripartite motif-containing protein 16. The record is from RefSeq and is a predicted model, not a curated record. The transcript is spliced from 4 exons. NCBI's taxonomy places the organism in Eukaryota, Metazoa, Chordata, Actinopteri, Cypriniformes, Cyprinidae. Gene Ontology annotation, molecular function: protein binding.